Messenger RNA from Neopsephotus bourkii (Bourke's parrot), 1080 nucleotides. RefSeq names its product vasoactive intestinal peptide (gene VIP). Gene Ontology annotation, biological process: phospholipase C-activating G protein-coupled receptor signaling pathway; negative regulation of apoptotic process; negative regulation of potassium ion transport. The transcript is spliced from 6 exons. The record is from RefSeq and is a predicted model, not a curated record. Bases 319 to 810 code for a protein of 163 amino acids. Lineage: Eukaryota; Metazoa; Chordata; Aves; Psittaciformes; Psittacidae. Gene Ontology annotation, cellular component: extracellular region; neuron projection; perikaryon. Gene Ontology annotation, molecular function: neuropeptide hormone activity; peptide hormone receptor binding.
UCUCUGACUGUCCUAACCAAAGCGACCGUCCCCUUGGGAAGGGUGACGUCUCCACAGUAACGUGAUUGCUUCUUCGGAAGCAGAAACGUGUAAACGCUAUAAAACGCGGCAGCACGGUGGGCAGCUCAGAGCGUGUGGCGAGACGGAGCUCUCCUCUGCUUCCUCCUCCUCCUCAUCCGCCACUUGCUGCCGCCGACGCCCCAGAGCAGCUCAGCCCCGCAGCGGGGCAGGGCGCAGGCCCCCAACAGCGCUCCGCUCCGCUCUGCUCCGAGCUCGCCCAGCCAGCCCCAUCGACAGACUCGCGGCUCCGUGGCAGUCAUGGAGCACCGCGGCACCUCCCCGCUUCUUCUCGCCCUCGCCCUCCUUAGCGCCCUCUGCUGGCGGGCGCGGGCUCUGCCCCCGCGAGGAGCCGCCUUCCCUCCCGUCCCUCGAUUGGGAAACAGAAUGCCAUUUGAUGGAGCCAGUGAACCUAACCAUGCCCACGGGUCAUUAAAGUCUGAAUCAGACAUUUUGCAGAACACACUACCUGAAAACGAGAAAUUCUAUUUUGAUCUGUCUAGAAUUAUUGAUAGCUCCCAGGACAGUCCUGUCAAACGCCAUUCUGAUGCUGUCUUCACUGACAACUACAGCCGCUUUCGAAAGCAAAUGGCUGUGAAGAAAUACUUAAAUUCAGUUUUAACUGGAAAAAGAAGCCAAGAAGAGCUAAACCCUUCUAAACUUCGAGACGAAGCAGAACUUCUUGAACCUUCCUUUUCAGAAAGCUACGAUUCUGUAGAUGAGCUGCUGAGCCACCUCCCGCUGGACCUCUGAAGGACACCUGGUAAAGUCUAUGACAAGAACAAGCUAUUUUUGAGUUCCACAUAGUAUUUCAAAGAGAUGACUUUAGUCAUCAAACCAGAACAAAUAUGUUGUGAAGUGAAAGUUGUGAUAUAUUUGUUUCUUAUGUAAUAAAAGUUGAUAUUUACAUUGUAAAUACUAGAGUUCUCUACUGAAAGCUGUACAUAUGGAUGCCAGUUUAACUCAUGAGAAGUCUGUGAGUCCAUAUGCUGUAAAUCCUUCAAUAAAUUCAUUUGAAAAUGA